Ruditapes philippinarum (Manila clam) is the source of this 1171-nucleotide messenger RNA. RefSeq lists its product as uncharacterized. Lineage: Eukaryota; Metazoa; Mollusca; Bivalvia; Venerida; Veneridae. The record is from RefSeq and is a predicted model, not a curated record.
UUUUAACUUUCUAUUAGUUUACAGAAACAAAUAAUAGAAUUGUGAAACACUGUGAUUGGCAUUGAAGUAACCCACUGUAAGAAAAUGUCAUCAGGAACAUCAGUGGCCGUUAUUGGUGGGGGCAUUGCAGGUCUUGUAUGUGCAAAUAGAUUGUCACAGCUCGGAAUAAACAACACAAUGGUAUUUGAUACAGGUAAGCAUGCACCUGGUGGGCGUUGCUCAAGUCGUCAAGUCAUGAUUGAAGGCAGAGCAUGUGUAUUUGAUCAUUCAGCGCAGUAUUUUACCGUGACAGAUUCAAGAUUUGCAAAGAUAGUCUCGUAUCUUCACAGAAAAGGGGUCGUUAAGACUUGGUGCGGAAAAAUAGGACAUUUAAAAACAGGAAAAUUCUCAGAGGAUAAGACUUUGACGCAGGCUUUUAUAGGGGUCAGCGGUAUGAAGGAUAUCCCACAAUGCCUUGCCGAAAGUGUGAAUCUUAAACAGUCGACAUGGGCGGGAAAUAUCAGUUGGGAAUCGGAAUUAAGAAAGUGGCGCGUAGAUAGACAUGGGUACUUUGAUUACUUAGUUAUAGCUCACAACGGAAAGUGUGCGGAUAAGUUAAUGUCGAAUGCAGGUGCGCCACAGAUUCAUAAAUUGACUCAAGUGCGUUUCUGUCAGCAACCGGAUAUGAAAGACAAAAGAAUGCAGUUGUGCUCUAUUUGGGCGUUACUUGUGUCCUUCAGUACAUCAUUGAAGCUUCCUUAUGAAGGAGUGCAUGUUGAAGAUGCAGACAUAUCAUGGAUGGCAAACAAUACUGCUAAAUUAAGAGACACUUCUAGACCACAGACUUCUACAAAUGAAUGCUGGACUAUAUUUAGUACAAGGCAGUUCGGAUCUAGAAACAAAUGCCCUCAAGAAAAUAUACCACCUAAGGUUGAGAGAGAAGUGACAAGUCUGCUUCUACAAGCUGUUAAAAGAGUGACAGGUCUCUCUGAAUUACCUGUACCUAACUACACAAGGGUUCAACUGUGGGGGGCUGCAGUCCCCAUGAAUGUUUUAAAGACGAGGGAAGAGUGUGUAUUUGAUAGUCAACAUAAUGUUGGUAUAUGUGGAGAUUGGUUGACUAGCCCAUGCAUUCAAGGUGCAGCAGUCAGUGGUCUUGCCUUGGCAGAAAAGAUAAACAAACAUUACACAG